AUGGGAACUAAUCCAAGUAUUUGGGACAGGGCGCUUCAAAGCCUAAGUCCUGACGUCCAGAAGAUCAUCAAUAGCACGAGAACGAAGAAGCGUGAUGUCCUACAAGCCGUUCUCGACGAAGCCGAAGCCAAGAGAGCCCUGUCUUUGCGUAAGAGAUGGAAGUUUACCAGAUCGAAUGGCGAAGUUGUCAUCGUGCGAGACUUGCUGGAGAAGAUCGUGUCGUGGAUCCAGAGGUUCAAGGAGACAGGAGACACCAUGGUUCAGUACGACCCAACCCAUGCGGCGCUGCCAUGGGCGGCAGUUCGAUUUCUACUCCAGAUGGCUGUAUCUGAAGUUCAAGUGUUCGCCGCGAUGGCCGAUGACCUUGAAAACAUCUCUCGGAUGCUAGUCCGCUAUCGGGUUUUCGAAGGACUCUACUUACGAGGAUCCCAAUCUGAGGCGGAGCUGAAAUUGGAGGAUGCCUUGACUCGCCUUUACGCCGAGAUACUCUCACAUCUGGCCGCCGCUGUGCAGUUCUAUGAUGAGAGAUCCGUCACUCGCAUUCUGAAAAGCCCGUUUCGAACAGUUGACGACACACGAGCGAAGGCUCUGGUCGAACGAGAAAAAGAAGUGGAUGCAUUCGCAUCACUUUCAGACGCAGAGACGUUGCGUUCCCUUGAGGCCGCUUUCACGAGACUCACGACGCAAUCAUCCCAGUCCUUGUCCGAAGAAAGAUUCAAUCAAAUUCUCGAAUGGCUGACUGUGGCCCCGUACUACCAUCAUCAUCAGUUCAUCACUCAAUCCCGACUUCCCAGCGCCGGUAAAUGGCUUUUGAAACACCCGAGCUUCAUGAACUGGAGGUUGUCGAGUUCAUCGUCUCUGCUACUGCUUCAUGGAAUUCCCGGCUCUGGCAAAUCUACCCUAUGCUCUGUGGUCAUUGACUCUUUGCUGCCAGUAUCCAGUACCAAUCAGGCCGUCACCCCAGCCCCUCUGGCUUACUUUUACUGUGCAAAUCCCCGAUCGGAGAAGUCGCGUAGCUCUGCAGAUGACAUCAUGAGAACCAUUCUCUUUCAGCUUGCAAUCGAUUCAUCACAUCGUACGAAGAUGAGGGACUUCUUGUGCUCGGAAUACGAGAGACAAACUGCGCUCGCCCGAGCCGGCAAGAUGGAUAUGGCGAAGUUGCGGGUGAAAGACUGCGUGAGACUCAUGCUAGAAUUGGCUGAACUAGAUCCUCUGACAAUAGUCUUGGACGGCCUUGACAGCGUUGAGGACUCUGAAAGGCCUGAUCUCAUUGGUGCUUUUGAGGAACUUGUUAAGAAAGCCGACAAUGUGGUCAAAGUUUUCGUUUCUAGCAGAACUACCAGCCGUUCAGCUGCGAAGCCAACUCACGAGUUCGAGAUCCAGACUAGCAGUCAGGAAACCCGAGCAGACAUGGAAGCUUUCAUUGACCACUUGGUCAAUAAAGCUGUGACAAGCAAGCUGCUUCUUGAUGGCAGACCGUGUCCCGAUACUCGGGAAAUGUUGAAGCAGGCACUUGUCAAUGGAGCUGGUGAGAUGUUUUUAUGGGCAAAGCUUCAGCUCGAGCGAGUAUGCCGAGAGACUGUCGAAGAAGAUAUCGUGGCAGUCCUCAAAGACAAGCUACCUCAUGGCAUCAACGCCCUUUACCAGGAGUCCUUGAACCAUAUGCUCAACUCUGGGGAGGUGGCUCGAGAUAUUGCGGUCAGGGUACUGUCAUGUAUUCUGUACAUGCGAGAUCCCCUCACUCCUGGCGCUCUCUUAGCAGCUUUGGCCGCUGGGAAACACUCCACGCUCGUAUUGCCCCAGGUGCUGGCGAUCUGUGCCAAUUUUGUCGUUCUCGAUUCCAACUGCAACGUGUUGCGUGUAGCACAUCAAUCGGUCCAGGACUUCCUGAUGCGACACGAGACAUUUGACCCUGCGAUUGCCAACAACAUGUUGGCGUCUAUGUGCAUCGAUGCUUGUUCACGCGGAAUGAACUCAGCAUCUGGCACUGGCAAGGCUCUGGAAAUACCGAGCGAAGACUUCUACAUGCUUUUGGACAAAGGGGCAGAUCCCAAUCUUGAUAUUACGACAUCCCAGUUCCCGUUGAUGGCUGCGGCAGGAAAUGGAGACCUCGGUAUUGUCAAGAGCCUAAUCAGUUCUGGUGCAGCCGUCAACGUCAGAGGCAAAGAUCACUGGAGACAGGAACAUGCAAGUCCGCUUCAUGCAGCCGCUGCUGGAAAUUACUUGGAUGUGGUCAUAUUGUUGCUGUCUUUCGGUACCGCCAUUGAUAGUUGUGGUGAGACGUUUGGUGCACUUUUGGAGCUUGCCGCUCGUUAUGGUCAUCUCAAGGUGUUGCGCUACUUGCUCUCAGCCGGAGAUCGAGUUGGAGCUGAAGCGGCCGUGAAUUCCGCCGUUCGCAACAACCACGUCGAAAUUAUGCAAGAGCUAUUGGCCGUGGAAGCCCCUAUUCCGACAACCGUACUCGCCACUGCUUGUCGUCUCGGACACCUCAAAAUGAUCGAAUUUCUUCUUGAAAGGGUCAUAGACAUUGAGAAUUCUCAGGAUGCUCUUGAUGAAGCCUUCGAAGUCGCCGACGAUUCCUGCAUGAAACUUCUCCUCAGCUACACCUCUUGUACGGCGGCACAGUUUCUCAAUGCUUGCGCAAUAGGAUCAGUAGCUACGAUAAAAGGCAUUUUGAAUGAAGGAAAGGUUUAUGCCAACCAAUCAGCAGGGAAAAGCGGUGACUUCCCACUUCAGGUUGCGGCUCUGCACCUGCGGCUAGAUGUCGUCAAGCUUCUCAUUUCGCACGAAGCGAAGAUCGACUGCGAAAGCGGAAAACAUGGAUCGCCCCUGAUCAGUGUCCUCGAGUCUUAUAGCGCACCUAUUCUGGGCGCCAAGGUCGACAAAACAAACCAAGAUGACAUGCAGGCCGUCCUUGCCAAACUUUGUCUCCCUAAAUUCAUGUCUCCAAAGAAAUUGCCAUACUUCUUCGGCGACUUAGUCGAAAGGCCAGCUCCCACAAGCUUCUUACGGUUCUCGGAUUGCAUGGAGAUACUGAAGACUCUAGUUGCCCACGGGGCAAGCGUCACGGGAAUUGAAAGGCCUCUAGGGUCGCCUAUACAUAUCGCAUGUGCACUGGGGGACAAAACGAUGGUACUUUACCUGACAGAAAACGGUGCCAGCAUUGACGAAACAUCCGGACACUUUGAGAAGGUUAUCUUUGCCGCCAUCUAUGGGCGGAACACCAGCAUCGUCUCCCUGAUCCUCGACAACGCUGUAGUUCCGACACAUAUACACGGAAGAUAUGGAACAGCCCUACACUACGCCUGUGCUUUAGGCGACGGCCCGAUUACUCGCAUGCUGCUGGAACACGGGGCAGAUGAUGAUGUUCGAGACCAUCAAGGCCGUACAGUGGUGGCAAUCGCGCUGAAAAGUCAUAACAACGUUGAAUUGCGCCACAAGCAAUGGGAUCCAUCUGUCAAGCGGGUCGAAACACCUCUGGAAGUUCUUGCCAAGCUUGUCAAGUUGCGCAUAUGCGAUGAAGACUUAGCAGCCGUCUCGGCAGAUGCCGGCUUCAGCGCCAGUAGUACUUUAAGCUUGCUACUGUCUCUUGACGAGGAUUAUCGCGACGUGAUAUGUCGUUUACUGAGCAUGACAGUCAGCUUCGAUACGAUAGAUCUGCUGAAAGAACGGAGCAGAUCAGUGGGCACGAAGGAGACGGUCUUGCCAACAGCCUACCCUGAUGUCACAAUUACAACAGAUGAUCUGCGUUUACAAUCAUCAAUCACUUCGAUCAAGCGGCUGUUGGAUUUCGACCGCGAGCUCUGCAUUGCAGAAGCAGUCGUGCUUCAAGCGCUGAAACUAGGUCAUCGCCAUCCGACUAGAUGGGGCAAUGAUCACGGCACCCUUGAGAGCCUCUUCCAGCGCGAUUCUCGCCUACGCGUUACGCAGACAAUGCUUAGAGAAGCAAGGUGCGAAACUGACAUGGAGAUUUUGCUCGAGCACCUUGAUUCCAAAAUGAAGAUCUCGGAUGAAGUGGUCGACUCCAUUUCUCGGUUGGACACGAAUGAAAAGUUACCCAUCCUGCGGCUCUUGACACAAUUCGAUGCAGGUAUUCGUUUCAGCCCUAGGGUUGUUCUUCGCUGUAUUGAGAAGUCUUUUCAGGCAUUGGACACACUUGCGAUGCUUUUGAAGCACGAUCCAUCGAUAUUCAUAACGCCAAGCAUAUUUCUUCGUGUCUUCGAGACCAAAUGCUUCGACAUGGAUGCACACCGGAGUAAGCUGGUAGAGCUUCUGCACACGCACGGAAAGCGCGUGUUUUUCACGAAUGAGAUCAAGACAGCGACUGAGAACGUGUUUCGGCUGGAAAGUCAGAAGACUCAAAGGCAAAGGUUAUUUAGCUUGCAGACUCUGGAUGAGAGCUAUUGCGAUCCUGAAGUAGAGGGUCCCGAGGAGGACGAGACAGCCACCCCACCAACAGCGACAAGCUAA
Molecule: messenger RNA, 4470 nt
Organism: Colletotrichum karsti
Lineage: Eukaryota; Fungi; Ascomycota; Sordariomycetes; Glomerellales; Glomerellaceae
Exons: 6
Coding region: 1-4470 (1489 amino acids)
Molecular function (GO): protein binding
Source: RefSeq, a predicted model, not a curated record